AUGGGUGUCUGUAUCUCUCGAGGUAACGACGAGCUUUAUCAGCCUCGCGAGUACAAGGAAGACAGUGAAAUUCCCUUUGCCCCUGAUGGCAAUGCACCACUUAUCUGUGGUUGCGUCGAAAAAGUCAAAGGAACUUCUGGUCGUUUCAGGGGACUGAAGUGCGUACGAAAAACUAUCAUAACGCCUUCUGGGGUAGAUUCAUCAUCACAAGACGUUAAAAAGCGCAAACUUAUACAAGAAGCAAAAAUACUCCACUACGCUCGUCACCACCAUGUCAUCCGACUCAUCCACACUUACUUCGAGAAAGGAAAUGAGGAAGAAAUAAAAUUUGCGGUCAUUAUGGAUCGUGCAGAUGGGAAUCUACACGAAUAUCUCAAGCCUGGGAAGACCCCCAGUAAACGGUGGUUCGGAUGUUUGAUCGGGGUAAUACAUCACAUCCAUACUUUGGGUAUUCGACACCGUGACAUCAAACCCAGCAAUAUUUUGAUAAAAGACCAACAAGUGCUCUUGGCAGACUUUGGUAUAUCACAAAUGGGCCUUGGGAAGACAAUGCCAACCACAAACUUGCAACGUAAUUCCCAGAGGACACGGGAAUACUGCGCUCCUGAAGUGGAUGAGGGUAGGACACGUGGCCGGUCGGCAGAUAUUUUUUCCUUGGGUGCUGUCUUCCUCGAGAUGCUUGUUGCUCAUACCUAUCCUGAUGGGUACACAGAGCUUAGUGAGGUCUUGAAGACGUCAUCUUCACAAACUUCAUCUUAUGCCAAAAAUAUUCUCGAGAUUCAUGAAUGGAUACAUGAAAAUCUUCAUCCGGUCGACUGGCAAGCCACCAUUCUUUCUUCCUGUCAGAGAAUGUUACACCCCGAUCGGUCUCAACGCCCCGUAGCUGAAGAGCUAGAUUCGAUUUGGUCGUCGUUCUCAGUAUCUGGUGAAUGCAUGGCUUGCAAUUGUGAAAGUGUCGCAGCCAUGACUGAAGACAAUAAGUUAGUUGAGGCAUGCACAAGGGGCUCAAAGGACGACGUGGAACGCCUGUUAAAAGCCGGGGCGGACCCCAACACUAUCAGCGCAAUUCACCAUGCUGCCGCACGUGGAUCUACCGCUAUUGUGCAGGCACUGUUAGAUGACGGUACCAAUGUUGACGUUCCGAACCCUGUCGGACAAACAGCACUUCAUUGUGCAGCUCGGAAUGGACAUGAGGAUGUGAUCAAACUAUUACUGAAAAACGGCGCCAAUGUAAACGCAAAAGACGAAAACGAACAAACAGCACUUCAUGGCGCAGCAGGUCAAGGAUGCGAAAGCAUUAUCAGAGUGCUACUAGAGGGAAAUGCCGAUGUCGACACAGAAGACCUCGAUGGAGAUACUGCGUUCCACUUUGCAGCUAGGCGGGAUCACUCUAAUGUAUUAGACCUAUUGGAAAGACAUAUAAAAGAAUUAGUUUAG
Penicillium arizonense is the source of this 1437-nucleotide messenger RNA. RefSeq lists its product as uncharacterized. Gene Ontology annotation, molecular function: ATP binding; protein binding; protein kinase activity. Lineage: Eukaryota; Fungi; Ascomycota; Eurotiomycetes; Eurotiales; Aspergillaceae. The record is from RefSeq and is a predicted model, not a curated record. Bases 1 to 1437 code for a protein of 478 amino acids. Gene Ontology annotation, cellular component: nucleus; cytoplasm. Gene Ontology annotation, biological process: protein phosphorylation. The transcript has a single exon.